Caenorhabditis briggsae is the source of this 444-nucleotide messenger RNA. The coding region runs from base 1 to 444 and encodes 147 amino acids. The transcript has 4 exons. The record is from RefSeq and is a predicted model, not a curated record. Lineage: Eukaryota; Metazoa; Nematoda; Chromadorea; Rhabditida; Rhabditidae.
AUGCAAAUUUCGGUGGUCCGACAAGAUGAAGCCGAAGAACUGUUGAGCAGAAAAUCAAAUGUUGAACAGAAAACGUUCAUCUUUAAUGGGAACGGCUUUAAAUAUAGUAGGAACUUUCAGACUACAAUAAUGACUACAAGAUUGUGCUCCGAUGGAAUCGAAUUGCUCAUUCAGAAGAUGAUUUUGGAGGCGUUGAAAUGUGUCGUCUUGAACAUAAAUUCGGUUUUCCUAUUGUUUAAAAAACGAGAAAAAAGAAGAAGAAGAACUAUUGAAAUUUGUAUAACCCAUUCUAUCCGAAUAACUAAUAGGAUUACAGUUAUAGAAUGCACUAUCCAAAAUCUAAAAGAAGAAGUGGACAAUCUGAUCUUAGACUCAUAUUUUGAUUGCGAACCUUUGAUUCUCAUUUAUUUCCACCUUCAGCCAUUUCCUAAAUUUCAACCUUAA